Zingiber officinale is the source of this 1098-nucleotide messenger RNA. RefSeq lists its product as uncharacterized. The transcript is spliced from 11 exons. Gene Ontology annotation, biological process: positive regulation of SREBP signaling pathway; protein N-linked glycosylation. Lineage: Eukaryota; Viridiplantae; Streptophyta; Magnoliopsida; Zingiberales; Zingiberaceae. Gene Ontology annotation, molecular function: alpha-1,6-mannosylglycoprotein 6-beta-N-acetylglucosaminyltransferase activity. The record is from RefSeq and is a predicted model, not a curated record. The coding region runs from base 19 to 858 and encodes 279 amino acids.
ACUACACAUCUCGGCAAGAUGGGGAAUAGCUGCUGCGAUCUCGCUCGUCAUGCACCCUACUGGAGCCUAUGGCUAUGGAUCCUCCUAGACUUCAGCUUCCCUUCUUCAAUCCGCGCAAUUCGGAAGGAUAUCGGUCUCGUGGAGAAUCCUGUUUGCAGGAAUACUGUCCAGGGGCGUUACUUAUUAUCAGAUGAUAAUGGAUAUGUAUGUACUGCCCUUUCCGUUAAUUCAUGGACCCGGUGCUGUCCCUCUAAGGGGGACCGAUUUUCUUGUCAGGGCUGCAACCUUGUUUCACAUUGUUGCAAUUCAUAUGAGUACUGUGUAUCAUGCUGCUUAGAUCCAUCAAGGACUGAAAAAGCUAUGGCUUUGAAGGUGAAAAUUGCUAAACCAAUCACAUCAGGAACUUAUUCUAGUGUGUUUGAUUUCUGUGCUGGAAUAUGCCGUCAUAACUCUGCAAGUGUGGUUCAUGAGAAUGCCUAUGCAAGUGAGUUCCACCACUGUUUUUCACUACAAUCAAAUUCUACAGGGAACACAGAGCCCAAUUCUGAAGCAAGAUUAUCUGGUAUCGACGUUGUUGUCGGAAGGCUCGGAGAAUCUUGUAAUGCAGUUUGCAGUUCAAGAGGGAAAACAUGUGUUCCAAACAGACUUUUGCUUCUAAAUAGAUGUGAUAUUUUGCAGAAAUAUAUGAACUGUAAGGGUGGAUGUUUCGCAAGCAUUGGGUCAGAUCAACCUGCAGAAGUUGUUGAAGAUGCACCCAAGAACAUGAACCCAGGUGCAUGCUUGUACACUCAAACAGAGUCUUUAGUUUCAUGUGAUGGCUCACAUCAACAAACCAAGAGGCUUUGCCCGUGCGCAUGAUGGCAUCACUCGCGAUACUGACAGUGAACAAUCCCAGAUGAAACUACAGUUGGAUCUUGAAAAUUUACAGAGUUGAAAGAUGUUCCAUAACCUUUUUGCAAAAGCUGGCGGUUUUGAUUUCUCUGGAUGUAGUCAUCAGGUAUGAAACUGGCUAUCGCUUCCGAUACUGAUAAUUGUCUGUCGCCUGUAUUUUGCCUGCACAAUACAAAUUUUUGCUGCCUUCUUACCUUUGAGAUUUCA